Acanthosepion pharaonis is the source of this 7419-nucleotide messenger RNA. The record is from the annotation of a GenBank genome assembly. NCBI's taxonomy places the organism in Eukaryota, Metazoa, Mollusca, Cephalopoda, Sepiida, Sepiidae.
AUGUUCUCGGAUGUAAAAGAUGUUUUAUUUAUUAAUCUAGUUAUUUAUCUAUCUGUCUACCUAUAUAUCUAUCUCUCUGUCUAUCUAUCUAUCUAUCUAUCUAUGCAUGUUUCUAUAUUUUCUUGCAUUGAAGGACCGUGCUUACUAUAUUUUUUUAUUUUCUUCUUUCACUUUAUUAUUUUUUAUCGUUCUGUUCGUCAUUUUUCUCUUUCUACAUUUCCAUAUUCUUACAUUAUUUUUCUUCUUUAUCUUUUCUCUUUUUUUUUCUCCUUUAUCUCAUUUCUCUUUUUCUUCUUGUUCUUUUCUCUUUUUCCCAUUCCAUUUUUUCUUUUUUUCUUUCUCUGUUCUCUUUUCCUCCUUCCUCUUUUACCUUUCUUCUUGUUCUUUUCUCUUUUUCCCAUUCCAUUUUUUCUUUUUUUCUUUCUCUGUUCUCUUUUCCUCCUUCCUCUUUUACCUUUCUUCUUUUUCUUUUCUCUUUUUCCCAUUCCAUUUUUUCUUUUUUUACUUUCUCUAUUCUCUUUUUCUCCUUCCUCUUUUACCUUUCUUCUUUUUUUUUUCUCUUUUUCCGAUUCCAUUUUUUCAUCUUUUUCUUUCUCUGUUCUCUUUUUCUCCUUCCCCUUUUUCUUUUCUUCUUUUUCUUUUCUGUUGUUCCCAUUCCAUUUUUUCUUUUUUUUCUUUCUCUGUUCUCUUUUUCUCAUUCCUCAUUUUCUUUUCUUCUUUUUCUUUUCUCUUUUUCCCAUUCCAUUUUUUUCUUUUUUUUCUUUCUCUGUUCUCUUUUUAUCAUUCCUCUUUUUCUUUUCUUCUUUUUCUUUUCUCUUUUUCCCAUUCCAUUUUUUUCUUUUUUUUCUUUCUCUGUUCUCUUUUUCUCCUUCCUCUUUUACCUUUCUUCUUUUUCUUUUCUCUUUUUCCCAUUCCAUUUUUUCUUUUUUUUCUUUCUCUGUUCUCUUUUUCUCCUUCCUCUUUUCUUUUCUUCUUUUUCUUUUCUCUUUUUCCCAUUCCAUUUUUUUUUUUUUUAUUCUUUAUCUUCUUUUUUUCUCAUUCUAUUUUUUCUUUUCUUCUUUUUAUUUUUCUUUUUCCCAUUCAUUUUUUUUUUUUUUUUUUCUCUGUUCUUUUUUUCUCAUUCUUUUUUUCUUUUUCUUCUUUUUUCUUUCUCUUAUUCCCAUUCUUUUUUUCUUUUUUUUCUUUCUCUGUUCUUUUUUCCUCCUUCCUUUUUCUUUUCUUCUUUUCUUUUCUCUUUUUUCCCAUUCCAUUUUUUUUUUUUAUUUCUCUGUCUCUUUUCCUUCUUCCACUUUUUCUUUUCUUCUUUUUCUUUUCUCUUUUUCCCAUUCCAUUUUUUUCUUUCUCUGUUCUCUUUUCCUUCUUCCUCUUUUUCUUUUCUUCUUUUUCUUUUCUCUUUUUCCCAUUCCAUUUCUUCUUUUUUUUCUUUCUCUGUUCUCUUUUCCUCCUUCCUAUUUUUUGUUUUCUUCUUUUUCUUUUCUCUUUUUCCCAUUCCAUUUUUUCAUUUUUUUCUUUCUGUGUUCUCUUUUUCUCCUUCCUCUUUUACCUUUCUUCUUUUUCUUUUCUCUUUUUCCCAUUCCAUUUUUUCUUUUUUUUCUUUCUCUGUUCUCUUUUUAUCAUUCCUCUUUUUCUUUUCUUCUUUUUCUUUUCUCUUUUUCCCAUUCCAUUUUUUCUUUUAUUCUUUCUCUGUUCUCUUUUUCUGCUUCCUCAUUUUCUUUUCUUCUUUUUCUUUUCUCUUUUUCCCAUUCCAUUUUUUUUUUUCUUUUCUCUGUUCUCUUUUCUCCUUCUUCUUUCUUUUUCUUUCUUUUUUUUUUUUUUCUUUUUCCCAUUUCCUUUUUUUCUUUUUUUUUCUCUCUCUGUUCUUUUCUCCUUCUCUUUCUUUCUUUUCUCUUUUCUUUUUCUUUUUUCCCAUUCCAUUUUUUCUUUUUUUUCUUUCUCGUUCUCUUUUUCUCCUUCCUCUUUUACCUUUCUUCUUUUAUUUUCUGUUUUUCCCAUUCCAUUUUUUCUUUUUUUUCUUUCUCUGUUCUCUUUUUCUCAUUCCUCUUUUACCUUUCUUCUUUUUCUUUUCGCUUUUUCCCAUUCCAUUUUUUCUUUUUUUUCUUUCUCUGUUCUCUUUUUAUCAUUCCUCUUUUUCUUUUCUUCUUUUUCUUUUCUCUUUUUCCCAUUCCAUUUUUUCUUUUUUUUCUUUCUCUGUUCUCUUUUUUCCUUUUCUUUUCUUUCUUCUUUUUUUUUUCUCUUUUCCCAUUCCAUUUUUCUUUUUUUCUUUCUCUUUUUUUUCUCCUUUCUUUCUUUCUUCUUUUUAUUUUCUGUUGUUUCAUUCUUUUUUUCUUUUUUUUCUUUCUCUAUUUUUUUCAUUCCUCUUUUUUUUCUUCUUUUCUUUUCUUUUUUUCAUUCCUUUUUUUCUUUUUUCUUUCUCUGUUCUUUUUUUCCUUCCUUUUUACCUUUCUUCUUUUUUUUUUCUUUUUCCCAUUCAUUUUUCUUUUUUUUUCUUUCUCUGUUCUUUUUUAUCAUUCCUCUUUUUCUUUUCUUCUUUUUCUAUUCUCUUUUUCCCAUUCCAUUUUUUCUUUUAUUCUUUCUCUGUUCUCUUUUUCUGCUUCCUCAUUUUCUUUUCUUCUUUUUCUUUUCUCUUUUUCCCAUUCCAUUUUUUCUUUUUUUUCUUUCUCUGUUCUCUUUUUCUCCUUCUUCUUUUACCUUUCUUCUUUUUCUUUUUUCUUUUUCCCAUUCCAUUUUUUCUUUUUUUUCUCUCUCUGUUGUCUUUUUCUCCUUCCUCUUUUUCUUUUCUUCUUUUUCUUUUCUCUUUUUCCCAUUCCAUUUUUUCUUUUUUUUCUUUCUUUCUUUUUUUCCUUUCUUUUACCUUUCUUCUUUUAUUUUCUGUUUUUCUUUCCAUUUUUUUUUUUUUUUUCUUUCUCUGUUCUUUUCUCAUUCCUUUUUUUCUUUCUUCUUUUCUUUUCUUUUUUUCCCUUUCCUUUUUUUUUUUUUUCUUUCUCUGUUCUUUUUUUUCAUUUUCUUUUUCUUUUCUUUUUUUUUCUUUUCUUUUUUUCUUUCCAUUUUUUCUUUUUUUCUUUCUCUGUUCUCUUUUCUCCUUUUCUUUUACCUUUCUUCUUUUCUUUCUCUUUUUCCCAUUCUUUUUUUUUUUUUUCUUUCUCGUUCUUUUUUCUCCUUCCUCUUUUCUUUCUUUCUUUUAUUUUCUGUUCUUUCUUUCCAUUUUUUCUUUUUUUUUCUUUCUAUUCUCUUUUUCAUUUCUUUUUCUGUUUUUCUCUUUUUCUUUUCUUUUUUUCCCUUUUUUUUUUUUUUUUUUUCUCUGUUCUUUCUUUUCUUUCUUUCCUCUUUUACCUUUCUUCUUUUUUCUUUUCUUUUUUCCCAUACCUUUUUUUCUCUAUUUUCUUUCCCUGUUCUCUUUUCCUCCUUUCUCUUUUUUUUUUUUCUUUUCUUUCUCUUUUCUUCCAUUUUUUUCUUUCUUUCUUUUUCUGUUCUCUUUUCUCCUUCCCUUUUUUUCUUUCUUUUUUUUUUUCUCUUUUUCCAAUUCCUUUUUUUUUUUUUUUUCUCUGUUCUCUUUUUCUUUCUUCCUUUUUUUCUUUUCUUUUUUUUUUUCUUUUUCCCAUUUUUUUUUCUUUUUUUUUCUUUCUCUGUUUCUUUUCUUUCCUCUUUUUCUUUUCUUUCUUUUUCUUUCUCUUUUUCCCAUUCCAUUUUUCUUUUUUUUUUUUCUUUUCUGUUCUCUUUUUUUCUUUCAUUCUGUUUUUUCUUUCUUUCUUUUUUUUUUCUUUCUUUCUUUUUUUUUUUUUUUUUUCUUUCUCUGUUCUCUUUUUCUCAUUCCUCUUUUUCUUUUCUUCUUUUUCUUUUCUCUCAUUCCCAUUCCAUUUUUUUCUUUUAUUCUUUCUCUGUUCUCUUUUUCUCAUUCCUAUUUUUCUUUUCUUCUUUUUCUAUUCUCUUUUCCCAUUCCAUUUUUCUUUUAUUCUUUCUCUGUUCUUUUUUUCUUUCUCAUUUUUCUUUCUUUCUUUCUCUCUUUUUUUCAUUCUUUUUUUCUUUUUUUCUUUUUCUCUGUUCUCUUUUCUCUUCUUCUUUUCUUUCUUUUCUUUUCUUUUUUCUUUUUCCCAUUCCAUUUUUUUUUUUUUUUUCUUUCUCUGUUCUUUCUUUUCUUUCCUCUUUUCUUUUCUUCUUUUCUUUUCUCUUUUUCCCAUUCCUUUUUCUUUUUUUUUUCUUUCUUUCUUUUUCUCCUUCCUCUUUUUUCUUUCUUUCUUUUUAUUUUCUUUUUCCCAUUCCUUUUUUUCUUUUUUUUCUUUUCUGUUCUUUCUUUCUCAUUCCUCUUUUACCUUUCUUUCUUUUCUUUUCUCUUUUCCCAUUCCAUUUUUUUCUUUUUUUCUUUCUCUGUUCUUUUUUUCAUUCUGUUUUUUCUUUUCUUUUUUUCUUUUCACUUUUUUCCCAUUUCAUUUUUUUUUUUUUUUUUUUUUCUCUGUUCUCUUUUUUCUCCUUGUUCUUUUACCUUUCUUCUUUUUCUUUUCUUUUUUUCCCAUUCUUUUUUUUCUUUUUUUCUUUUCUUUCUCUUUUCUUUCUCUUUUCCUUUUUCUUUCUUUUUCUGUUCUUUCUUUCUCUUUUUCUUUUUUUCUUUUCUUUCUCUUUUUUUUCAUUGUUUCUUUUCUUUCUUCUUUUUCUUUUCUCUUUUUCCCAUUCCUUUUUUUUCUUUUUUUCUUUCUCUGUUCUUUUUUCUCUGUUUCCUCUUUUACCUUUUUCUUUUUCUUUUUUUUUUUUCCUUUCCAUUUUUUCUUUUUUCUUUCCUGUUCUUUUUUCCUCCUUCCUCUUUUUUUUCUUUUUUUUUUCUUUUUCCCAUUCCUUUUUUUCUUUUUUUCUUUCUCUGUUUCUUUUUUCUCCUUCCCAUUUUUCUUUUCUUCUUUUCUUUUCUUUUUUUUCCUUUUUUUCUCUUUUUUUUCUCUUUCUCUUUUUUCCUUCUAUUUUUUUCUUUUCUUCUUUUUCUUUUUCUUUUUCCCAUUCCAUUUUUUUUUUUUUUUUCUCUGUUCUCUUUUCUUUCUCUUUUUUCUUUUUUUCUUUUCUUUCUCCCAUUCCUUUUUUUCUUUUUUUUCUUUCUUUCUUUUUCUCUUUCUUAUUUUUUCUUUUCUUUUUUUAUUUUCUCUUUUUCCCAUUUCAUUUUUUUUUUUUUUUUCUUUCUCUGUUCUUUUUCUCAUUCUUCUUUUUCUUUUCUUCUUUUCUUUUUCUCUUCCCAUUUCUUUUUUUUUUUUAUUCUUUCUCUGUUCUUUUUUUCUCUUUCUUUUUUUUUUUUCUUUCUUUUUUCUUUCUUUUUUUCCCAUUCUUUUUUUCUUUUUUUUUUUCUUUCUCUGUUCUCUCUUUCUUUCUUUCCUCUUUUCUUUUUUUUUUCUUUUCUCUUUUUCCUCUUUCCAUUUUUCUUUUUUUUUUUUUCUGUUCUUUUUUCCUCCUUCUUUUUUUUUUUUCUUUUCUUUUCUUUUUCCCAUUUCUUUUUUUUUCUUUUUUCUUUUCUUUCUCUUUUCUUCCUUUCUCUUUUUUGUUUUCUUUUUUUCUUUUCUCUUUUCCCAUUCCAUUUUUUUUUUUUUUCUUUCUCUCUCUCUUUUUCUUUCUUUCUCUUUUUACAUUUCUUCUUUUUCUUUUCUUUUUCCAUUUCUUUUUUUUUUUUUUUCUCUGUUCUUUUUUUCAUUUCUUUUUCUUUUCUUUUUUUCUUUUCUCUUUUUCACAUUCUUUUUUUUCUUUUUUUUUUUCUCUGUUCUUUUUUAUCAUUUCUUUUUCUUUUCUUCUUUUCUUUUCUCUUUUUUUUUUUUUUUUCUUUCUCUGUUCUCUUUUCUCCUUCCUUUAUUUUUUUCUUCUUUUUCUUUUCUUUUUUUUCCCAUUUUUUUUUUUUUUUUUUUUUUCUUUUCUGUUUUUUUUUUCUAUUUUUUCUUUUUUUCUCUUUUUUUUUUCUUUUUCCCAUUCCAUUUUUUUUUUUUUUUUUUCUGUUCUCUUUUUCUCAUUCUUUCUUUCUUUUUCUUCUUUUCUUUUCUUUUACCAUUACUUUUUUUUUUUUUUCUUUCUCUGUUCUUUUUUUUCUCCUUCCUCAUUUUCUUUUCUCUCUUUUUCUUUUCUUUUUUUCCCAUUCCAUUUUUUUAUUUCUCUGUUCUUUUUCUUUCUUCCUCUUUUCUUUUCUUUCUUUUUUUUCUUUUUUCCCAUUCCAUUUUUUUUUUUUUUUUUCUUUCUCUGUUUCUUUUCCUCCUUCCUCUUUUCUUUUUCUUUUUUUUUUUUUUUUUCCCAUUCCAUUUUUUCUUUUUUUUUUCUCUUUUCCUCCUUCCUCUUUUUUGUUUUCUUCUUUUUCUUUUCUCUUUUUCCCAUUCGAUUUUUUCAUUUUUUUCUUUAUCUGUUCUCUUUUCCUCAUUCCUCUUUUUCUUUUCUUCUUUUUCUUUUCUCUUUUUCCCAUUGCAUUUUUUCUUUUUUUUCGUUCUCUGUUCUCUUUUUCCCCUUCCUCUUUUACCUUUCUUUUUUUCUUUUCUCUUUUUGCCAUUCCAUUUUUUCUUUUUUUUUCUUUCUCUGUUCUCUUUUUCUCCUUCCUCUUUUUCUUUUCUUCUUUUUCUUUUCUCUUUUUCCCAUUCCAUUUUUUCUCUUUUUUUCUUUCUCUGUUCUCUUUUUCUCCUUCCUCUUUUUCUCCUUCUUCUUUUUCUUUUCUCUUUUUCCCAUUACAUUUUUUCUUUUUUUUCUUUCUCUGUUCUCUUUUUCUCCUUCUUCCUUUUUUUUUACUUCUUUUCUCUUUUUCUUUUUCCCAUUCCAUUUUUUUUCUUUUUUCUUUUCUGUUCUUUUUCUCCUCUCUUCUUUUCUUUCUUUUUUUUCUUUUCUCUUUUCCCAUUCCUUUUUUUUUUUUUCUUUCUCUGUUCUUUUUUCUCCUUCCUCUUUUCUUUCUUUCUUUUUUCUUUCUCUUUUCCCUUUCUUUUUUUUCUCUUUUUUCUUUCUCUGUUCUCUUUUCUCCUUCUCUUUUCUUUCUUCUUUUCUUUUCUCUUUUUUUCCAUUUUUCUUUUUUUUUUUUUUCUCUGUUCUUUUUUUUUCCUUCCUCUUUUUUCUCCUUUUUCUUUUCUUUUUUUUCCCAUUCCAUUUUCUUUCUUUUUUUUCUUUCUCUGUUCUCUUUUUUCUUCCUCUGUUUUUCUCCUUCUUUUUUCUUUUUCUUUUCCCAUUCCAUUUUUUUCUUUUUUUCUUUCUCUGUUCUCUUUUCUCCUUCCUCUUUUUCUCCUUCUUCAUUUUCUUUUCUUUCUUCUUUUUCUCAUUCUUUUUUUAAUUUUCUUCUUUUUCUCGUUCUUUUUCUUUUUCUUUUCUCCUGUUUCUCUUUCUUCUUUUUCAUCUUUUUCUUUUCCUCAUUCCUCUCUUUCUUUUCUUCUUUUCUGUUCCUCUUUUUCUCAUUCUUAUACAUUAUACACUACUAGCGAUGGAUGUCGCCAAUAA